Messenger RNA from Suillus fuscotomentosus, 750 nucleotides. RefSeq lists its product as uncharacterized. The coding region runs from base 1 to 750 and encodes 249 amino acids. Lineage: Eukaryota; Fungi; Basidiomycota; Agaricomycetes; Boletales; Suillaceae. The record is from RefSeq and is a predicted model, not a curated record. The transcript is spliced from 2 exons.
AUGACAUCCUCCCUCACGCAGCUUCUCGAGGAGCAGACGCUACCUCAUUGCCCACGCCUUCGACAUGCUCCGCUACCAUGCAUGCGCUCUGAAUUUUCUGUGUCUGGCAACGCUCCAAACCUCCCUUUUUCUAUGAGCCCGGAUACAUCUCAGUCUGAACCUCCCAAAUAUUGUGGUCUGAAUAACGCCCUAGAUUUCCGAGCUGCGACCUCCCCUGAAAUGCAUCCGCGCGCCCUAGCAUUGACUUUGGCGCCACGAUCUACAUCCCUUCCCAUUAUGUCCAAUGAACUUGCUCCUACAGCUCAUCUAUCGCCAGAAUCGCAUUCGCCAUCGGCGCACACUUUCAGCCAUUCUCAGUCUGGUGUCGCGUACAGCAUCCGUCGUGUCGAACAUAAAAUCCGCGGUAUCAAUCAGGUCAUGCAUUGGUUUGAUUCUCACGGCUGUGAGCCUCUACUUACUCCCCCACCAUGUGGGCCACUUGAAUGCGGGGACAUUUACCUUCAUCAGUCACUUUCCACGCCGAAUACUCGUCAGAUGUGGAUAUGGAGUGUUCAGCAGGGUUGGGAGGACGCUCGUGAGAACCAGGUUCAUCCUCUUCUUCCGAUGCAUCGCCUCUGGCUGGGCGCAAACAAAGAGCCCCGUUGGGUCACUCAAAAGACGAUACGUACGUACAAGGGACGCCUGAAGGUCUUAGGUAAAUUGAAAGUUGGAGCAGCCCCGGCAGAGUCUGAAGCAUUUUUCCUCCAUUAG